AUGGGUCUGACGGAUGAGAAAGUGAAGGCUUAUCUCUCCCUCCACCCGCAAAUGCUGGAUGAGUUUGUGCUGGAAAGCGUGAGUGCGGAGACCGUAGACAGAUGGCUGAAACGGAAGAAUAGCAGCCAGCCUGCAGAUGAAUCUUCAGCUAAAGAAGUUAGCAGGUACCAGGAUACGAAUAUGCAGAGCGUGGUAUAUGAGCUCAACAGCUACAUGGAGCAGCGGCUGGACACUGGAGGAGACAACAAACUACUGCUUUAUGAGUUGUGCAACAUCAUCAAAACAGCCACAAAAGCUGAUGGAUUUGCACUUUACUUCCUUGGAGAAUGCAACAAUAGUUUAUGUUUGUUCACUCCGACGGGGGCAAAAGAGGGGCUUCCUGGGCUCAUCCCCUCUGGUCCCAUCACAUUUGGGACCACCAUCGCCGCUCACGUUGCAAAGACACGCAGGACACUACUUGUAGAGGACAUCAUGGGGGUUGCAACAGCAAAUUUGGCCUGGGCAUCUGUAGCCAUACACCAAGUCCAGGUCUGCAGAGGUCUUGCCAAACAGACAGAACUCAACGACUUUCUCCUAGAUGUGUCAAAAACAUACUUUGACAACAUAGUGGCAAUAGAUUCUCUACUUGAACAUAUCAUGAUAUAUGCAAAAAACCUGGUUAAUGCAGACAGAUGUGCGCUCUUCCAGGUAGAUCACAAUAACAAAGAGCUGUACUCUGACCUGUUUGAUAUCGGGGAGGAGAAUGAAGGGAAACCUGUCUUUAGGAAAACCAAAGAAAUUAGGUUUUCUAUAGAGAAAGGAAUAGCAGGUCAGGUGGCGAGAACAGGAGAAGUUUUGAAUAUUCCGGAUGCCUAUGCAGACCCCCGUUUCAACAGAGAAGUAGAUCUCUACACUGGCUACACGACGCGGAAUAUCCUGUGCAUGCCCAUAGUCAGCCGUGGGACUGUGAUUGGUGUUGUACAAAUGGUCAACAAGCUGGGAGGUAGUGCCUUCACUAAAACUGAUGAGAACAACUUUAAGAUGUUCGCUGUCUUCUGUGCUUUGGCCUUACACUGUGCAAAUAUGUAUCACCGGAUAAGACAUUCAGAGUGCAUUUACCGGGUGACGAUGGAGAAGCUUUCGUACCACAGCAUCUGCACGUCAGAAGAGUGGAAGACCCUCACACAACUCUCCCUCCCUUCAGCCAUAUAUAAAGAGAUUGAACUGUUUCACUUUGACAUUGCUCCUUUUGAGGAUCUGUGGCCAGCAAUAGUUGUAUACAUGGUUCACAAUUCAUGUGGAAAAACCAGCUUUGAGCAGGAGAAACUGUGUCGCUUCACUAUGUCAGUGCGGAAAAAUUACAGACGAGUUCCAUAUCACAACUGGAAACACGCUGUGACGGUGGCACACUGCAUGUAUGCCAUCCUGCAAAAAACCACUGGGAUCUUCACUGAGCUUGAGAGGAAAGGCUUACUGAUUGCUUGCUUAUGUCAUGACCUGGACCACCGCGGCUACAGUAACAGUUAUCUACAGAAGUUUGACCAUCCGCUGGCUGCCCUGUAUUCCACAUCCACCAUGGAACAGCAUCACUUUUCACAGACAGUGUCCAUCCUGCAGCUGGAAGGGCACAAUAUUUUCUCCAACCUGACUUCCAGUGAGUAUGAGCAGGUGCUGGAGAUCAUCAGGAAGGCCAUCAUUGCUACAGACCUCGCCUUGUACUUUGGCAACCGCAAGCAACUGGCUGAACUGCUGGCCACAGGGGAGCUGGACCUGAACAACCGUGCUCACAGGGACCGUGUGAUCGGUCUGAUGAUGACGGCCUGUGAUCUCUGCUCUGUGACCAAACUGUGGCCCGUCACACGACUCACGGCCAAUGACAUCUAUGCUGAGUUCUGGACUGAGGGGGAUGAAAUGAAGAAGAUUGGAAUGCAGCCCAUCCCUAUGAUGGACAGGGAUAAAAAGGAUGAGGUUCCCCAGGGACAGGUGGGCUUUUACAAUGCUGUGGCUGUUCCCUGUUACACCACCCUGUCAGAGCUGUUUCCUCCCUCCGGUCCUCUGCUUACAGCCUGCAGGGAAAACCUGGCCCAAUGGGAACGAAUCGUGCAAGGAGAGGACACCUCUGCGUGGGCUUCCACUGACGAGGCUGAGCUGAGCGAGACAUCAGACAGUGGACCAGUAAAAGUGGACAACUGAAUCUGUGGCACCUGUCCCACAGCACCACCUACACCCUGCCUGAGACACUGGUCUUCCUGUGGACCGUCCCACUUCCUGCAGAGACAGGAGGAAGCGCAGAGGGCAGGCGGGGAAGGAUACAUUCAGAAAAAUAAACAAAACAUAAUGUUACCUCAGUGGGUGACGGAGGCGUACACUCGAAUGACAUCAGGGCUCCCUCGUUGAUGGCUGGGACUCAAGUCCACUCUGUGUGGGAUCACUUCAGCAGAACGGCAGUACUUUUCCUUAGGAGGUGGCUUCUGCAUCCUUUCGCUUAGGUGUUUUGUUUUUCUUCUUUUUUCAGUUUCUUGAAAAAACAUGUUACAUUUGAAGGGGCCUUAAAUACCAACCCGAGUUACGAUCUGGUUGGGUGACUCGUAACUAAGAUGGUUCGUCUAGUUUAAAAUGGUACGUUUUAUCCUGCUGUGGUCAAAAUACGCAAAGCCUACUUGAGUGGAUUUAUUUUUUAAGACAGACAGAAAGAAUGUUUUGUCGCAUUUGAGGUGAAA
This is a messenger RNA of Sinocyclocheilus grahami, 2699 nucleotides long. Its product is annotated as cAMP and cAMP-inhibited cGMP 3',5'-cyclic phosphodiesterase 10A-like. The transcript is spliced from 21 exons. Gene Ontology annotation, biological process: signal transduction. NCBI's taxonomy places the organism in Eukaryota, Metazoa, Chordata, Actinopteri, Cypriniformes, Cyprinidae. Gene Ontology annotation, molecular function: 3',5'-cyclic-nucleotide phosphodiesterase activity; protein binding. Bases 1 to 2172 code for a protein of 723 amino acids. The record is from RefSeq and is a predicted model, not a curated record.